GUAAAAAUGGCGACCACCGGAGUAGGUUUUCGGUGGUUAGAUAUUUUAGAAAAGGAAUUUGAUAAAGCGUGUGUCGAAUUGGACACUUCUUUGGUAGAGUUGGAAGCAGAAGAGCCAGAAGUCGUAUUUGGAGCUCGGCAGAAGAUAGCCACACUCAGCUCAUGUUUCGCACAACUUACACAUAAGGCACUGACUAUUUUCCAGAAUAGUGCAAAAUUAGAGGCGGAGCUGGUCGAUAUGAGGGCGGAGCUGGUGCAGGCUAGAGCGGCAUCGGCUGGGUGUCUAGAAUCUGGCGAUACUGCCGGAAAUGUUUUAGAUGCAGCACGCGCUAGGUCGGAAGCUGCGCAACUUGCGAGAGAAAAUGCGGCUCUGCGUGAAACCGUACUCGGAUUACAUUCGGAACUAUUUGGCGCCAGAUUAGCUACAAAAUACCUCGAUAAAGAACUCGCCGGCAGAAUACAACAGUUGCAGUUAUUAGGCAGAGAUAUGCGAGCGGAAGUCAGGGAUUCGCUUUGGGCGCAGGUGGAGGCUGAAAUCUUACUACAGAGACACAAGACCCUGGUCCGCGUGUGUCGCGGCGUGUCCCCCCGGCCGGCGCGUCCCCCCGCUCCCCCCGCCUCGCCUCCUGCCGCGCCGCCAGCCCCCCGCGCGCGCCCCCGCACCGUGCGGGUGCGACGCUCGCCGCAUCUAGGCCUGGGCAUCUCCGUCACUGGCGGACGAGAGCACGGGGUUCCGAUACUGAUCUCCGAGCUGGAGGCUGGGGGGCCGGCCGCACUCACCGGAGAGCUUUACGUCGGAGACGCCAUACUCGCCAUCAACGACGUCGAUCUCACGCAGGCGUGCCACAAGGAAGCCGUGCAGGCGCUGCAGAGCGUCAAGGGCGACUGCGCCCUCUGCGUGCAGUUCAUAGCGACCGACGACGACGACAGGCUCUCCGAAGACAACUACAGGUUCCCGCUGUACCCGGAGGACGGAGACGUGUUCCCGGGCGAACCCGACGGCUCCGGAGCCACGCCCACUGCGCCGCGCACUCCCGACUACACCAGCGACGUGAGCAGGGCCGGGUCGGAGGAGUGCGCGGCGGCACGCUACCCGGACUACAACGCCGUCAACAACAACCUCAACAUACUCGACAUGGACGACCACUCCAUCAAGAUCGAGACUAGACUAGAGUGGAACGCUUGUCGUUCGUCGGGCGAGUCGGCUCAUUCGACGCCCGUGCACGUCCGGAGCCACAUCAACAAGAAGAAACGUAAACCGCAGGACUGGCGUACGAAGGGUGCGUACCGCCCCGUGGAGCUGGAGACUCCCUCGUCCGACGAGCCGCACGCCGGGAACACGCCCCGGGACCAGCGCGCCCUCCCCGACACUGCAGCCGAGUCACCGCCAAUACCACCAUCGCUGCAAGUCAAGGAGGCGAAUCCGCCUCUGAUAGACCUAGUCAACAAACCGGAGUCAACGGAAAAAAUGAACGGUGACCUCACUCCAGUUUUCGAAUCAAAACCGAACGGCGAUGUGAAGACAGUUAGAAGAGAAAGUAAGACUUUCAGGAUAGGUACGGCGCGUCGCGUUACCGACAUCUCCGGAUUGGCAGUGAGUAUCGGUGAGAGUCGUCCCGCGCGCCUCCUGCCCGGGGAUGGCGACCCGGACUUCGGCACCCCGGUCUGAAUGGAACCGAAACACUAUGAUACAUUAAAAGCAUGCUUUCACAUACCUAGUUCCGGACGAGCUGGAAACGUUGAACUAAAUCACUCUGCCACAUCACUACAAAUUUUUAUGGAACGAUUAUGCAGAGAGAGAGAGAGUACAAAGAAGGGACUAUCUCUGUGUUAGAAAAUUAUUGUUAUUAAAAGGGGUUCUCGAUGAAAAAAACGCAAGA
This is a messenger RNA of Bombyx mandarina (wild silkworm), 1879 nucleotides long. RefSeq names its product Golgi-associated PDZ and coiled-coil motif-containing protein. Gene Ontology annotation, cellular component: trans-Golgi network transport vesicle; membrane; Golgi apparatus. The record is from RefSeq and is a predicted model, not a curated record. Lineage: Eukaryota; Metazoa; Arthropoda; Insecta; Lepidoptera; Bombycidae. Gene Ontology annotation, biological process: negative regulation of protein localization to cell surface. Gene Ontology annotation, molecular function: transmembrane transporter binding.